GCGGUAUGUUUUGAAGAGGAAGCUAACAUUAGCAGUUAGCAGUGAAGAUGCAGAGGGCAGUCUCCAGUUUGUCUUUCAGUCCCAGUGUAAAGGUGAAACUGGUCAGCGCUGGUUUCCAGUUCACCUCAGACCUGCUGCACCUUGAACCGCUACAACUCAGCAAAGAGGCUGGUCUGUCCCAGCAGGAGGCGCUGGAGGUGCUGCAGACUGUGACGAGAGCAGGAGAGGGGGUGUCAGCCUCUCUGACAGCUCUGGAGCUCCUGCAAAAAGAGGAGGAGACGAGGAGCAUCGUGACCUUCUCCUCUCAGCUGGACGCUGCUCUUGGAGGAGGAUUUCCUAUCGGGAAAAUAACAGAAAUAUGUGGAGUUCCAGGAGUUGGAAAAACACAACUGUGCCUGCAGCUGGCGGUGGACGUCCAGGUGCCCCAGUGUUUUGGGGGGGUCGGAGGUCAGGUGAUGUACAUUGACACUGAGGGCAGCUUCCUGUUGGAGAGAGUCAUCGACAUGGCCACCGCUGCCGUCAGACACUGCUCCCUAUUGGUCGAAGAUGACGAGCAGCGUGUUGCCAUGACGACCUUCACUGUGGAGACCAUCCUGUCCGACAUCUUCCUGGUACGUUGCAAUGACUAUAUGGAGCUGCUGGCCGAGCUCCACCUGUUGCCUGACUUCCUGUUAAACCACCCGAGGGUCCGCCUCCUGGUGAUUGACAGCGUUGCGUUUCCAUUCAGACAGUUUGACGACCUGUCACAAAGGACACGCCUCCUCCAAGGCCUUGCCCAACAGCUAGUCGCCAUGGCAUACAGACACCAUGUGGCCGUGGUGAUCACCAACCACAUGACCACGCGGCUGCAGGGCAGCCAAUCACAGCUUGUCCCUGCCCUUGGGGAGAACUGGGGCCAUGCCCCCACAACCAGGCUCCUCCUACAGUGGGCGGGGUCACAACGACUUGCGGCCAUUUUAAAAUCUCCAGGUCAUGUGGACACCACCAUCCAAUACCAGAUUUCUUCUGACGGGUUCAGAGAUGCCGACCAAUCAGAGCUGCCACAGAACAAACGGCCCCGAACACAUGCCAACCAAUCAGCUGCCAGCCAGCCGGACUCCUGAAAAGAAUGAGUGAAUAAAAAUCAAUUAAUACAACAGGAUUCAAACCACAACCUCCAGGAUGACUGUAGAGUCUGGUAUGUGAUACUGGUGCGGACUGUGUCGCUCUUUAUAUGAUCUCACCUGACUUCUAAAGCAUUUCUGGCAGAGGAAAGCAGAUUCAAAUUUGUGCCUAAAGGAAGGAACAGCAGUGAUGUUAUUACUGACCAACACACAUUAUAUGAAGCUUGUGUUUAGAGUAGAUGGAGAAAUUAAAAAUCACCUGGAAGGAAACAAAUGAUUUGAAUCCAGUUUAUACUGAGGUGAACUUCAACCUCUUGUGGCUGAAAUCAAUAUUACAACAACAUACACAGACACAACUGAUGUGUUAAUCAGUGAAUAAGUGGUCCACUUUGAGUGGUCAAUAAAACAAGAGCUCCAGUUUCUGUUCUGUUUAAUGAUUAUAAAUGUGAAAGUUUUUAUGUCGUGUCUGUUGGUCCAAUUCAAGUGUUCAGAAAAGUGAUUUUAGUUUGUUUCACUUUACAAAAUCUAAACCUCAUGAAACAUGUAAA
Messenger RNA from Seriola dumerili (greater amberjack), 1651 nucleotides. RefSeq names its product DNA repair protein RAD51 homolog 3-like (gene rad51c). The record is from RefSeq and is a predicted model, not a curated record. Bases 48 to 1103 code for a protein of 351 amino acids. The transcript is spliced from 4 exons. Gene Ontology annotation, cellular component: Rad51C-XRCC3 complex; replication fork; Rad51B-Rad51C-Rad51D-XRCC2 complex. Gene Ontology annotation, molecular function: ATP-dependent DNA damage sensor activity; ATP binding; crossover junction DNA endonuclease activity. Gene Ontology annotation, biological process: DNA repair; reciprocal meiotic recombination; meiotic DNA recombinase assembly. Lineage: Eukaryota; Metazoa; Chordata; Actinopteri; Carangiformes; Carangidae.